Plutella xylostella (diamondback moth) is the source of this 1892-nucleotide messenger RNA. RefSeq lists its product as uncharacterized. Lineage: Eukaryota; Metazoa; Arthropoda; Insecta; Lepidoptera; Plutellidae. The record is from RefSeq and is a predicted model, not a curated record.
ACACUCGGCAGUUGUGGGCUAAGGGCGGCCGCAGCGGUCGCGUCGCGACUACGUCGUAUGGAAUGAGAAUACGAUCGAGGAAAUAACAGUAACGUUACAAUUAGUGAUUUCUGGACACUAAAUUGAUAUUUAGAGGUUUUUGAGAUAAACUUUCAGUGUUAAAUAUUAAACGACAAUCUUUAAAACUACGAGUAUGUGCUAAUAUGAUAACUGUGUUGUAACUUUUCAGUGUUUAGUGACAGAAUAAUUAUGAAACUGUCAGCGAAAUGUGAAUUUAGAAAUAGAUAUUAGUUGUUGGAUGUUCAACAGAAUUCAAGCAAAAUGAAGUAUUUGCUUCUGCUAAUGUUUUUGGCCACAUCAUCAUCAUCAUCAUCAUCAGCGUACGAGAUCUCGGAGCUGCGGGUGCCGCUGCUGGCGGACCCGCGGCGCGCGGCCGAGCUCAGCUGCCACUUCAACAUGGACCAGCACCGCCUGCACUCCGUCAAGUGGUACCGCGACAUGGACGAGAUCUUCCGCUACAACCCACAGCAGACGCCGUCGAUCCGUCUGUUCAACGUGAGCGGAGUCAUGGUGCUGGGCGGGUCCUGCCAGGCGGCGCGUUGCGAGGUGGCGGUGCGGCCGGCGCCGGUGGCGGCGCGCGCGCUCUACACCUGCGAGACCUCCACUGAGGGACCCAAGUUCCUCAUCGCCAGGGAGACCAAGGCCAUGACUGUCGCUGCCAUGCCGACGUUGGACCCGGUGAUCUCGGGCGCCCCGGGCGCGGCGCGCGCCGGCGAGCAGCUGCUGCUGAACUGCAGCGCCGACUACUCGCUGCCGCCCGCCGACAUCCGCUGGUACAUCGACGACCAGCUGCAGAAGUCCGACGGUUGGGAGCGGUCCGGCCUGAGCGCCCCUAGCGAGGGCGGUCUCCGGGCGUCGUGGCGCGCCCUCCGUCUGUCGGCGGCGGCGGCGCGCGGCGCGCUGCGCGUGCGCUGCGAGGCCGAGCUGCCGCUGCAGCCGCCCGUGCGAAGAGACGCCACCGCCACCAUACUGGUGCAUACCGGGACCUACCCGGAUAAGUACGUGGCUGGUCGAGGAGUAACAUCUAUUGUGAACAAGGCGAUGUUCGUGAUCGUCAUAUUUUGGACAUUUCUGAAAACGUCCAUAUUUACGAGCUUAUGAGGUUAGUCGAGCUGAGUCGGCGGUGAUAUUAGUGCUAAAUUGUAGAUAAUAAUAUUAUUAUUAUGUGCAACUGUAAAAAAUAAUGUCGAGAACUAAAAUAUUUAAAAUAAGAAUAUUGCUUUAUUUUAAAUGUACCUAGUAGUAAGUAAUAUAAUUAAUCAUCAACUCAAAGAUAAUCAUGCUCUAUUGUUUAUGAGUGAUCUUAUCGCAUUAGAUAGAUUGCUUGUUUAUGUUGUUAUAUUUUUUAAACUUUAGUACCUAAUGAUAAAAAGGUUACUGUUACGUUAGUUAGGCCUUUCACUUUAGAUAUCCACAAGAAAGUAUUAUUGCUGUCAACCCCAUAAAAUUAUGGAUACACUAAAAUCUAAAAACAUUUCUGAAGGCGUCAACGAAGUAGGUAAUUCAAGAUUUGUGACUGCUAUACCGAAGGUCCCGGGUUCGAUCCCCUAGUUCGAUAGCUGAGCUUGGGUUUGGAAGGCCGUGUGGUAGAUGUCCCCACAUAAUAUAUUAUAUUGAUAGUACCAAAUUUCAGAAUUUUGCCGAAUUACAAAAAUGUAUAGGUAUAUUUGAAGAGCCGACUGUACCACAAAUAUUUAUUUUAUACUUAAAUACAAUUUAAAGAUUCAAAUAUGAUUUGAAAAGGUCACCUUUGUUAAUUAAAUGAUCUAUGGCUGUGUUGUUCAACUUGAAUUCAAAGUUAUCUAUCUAUCUAUGGUGAAUUUACACUUACU